UUUGAUCUUACCUGUUCCUCGAUCCAGCCGCGCGCUGUCUUCCCGGCUUCUGUAAUGGCGCUCGGCAUGGCAGCCGGGUGCCCAGUGCGCAUGAGCAAGAAGCACUUGCGCUUUGUGAUUGGUCCGGCGGCUUCUGGGAUCUGUCAUGUGUCCCAGGUACCGCCUUACCAAUCACAAAGCGCAAGUGCUUCUCGCUCAUGCGCACUGGGCACCCGGCUGUCAUGCCGAGCGCCAUUACAGAAGACGGGAAGACAGCGCGCGGCCGGAUCGAGGAACAGGUAAGAUCAGGUACCUGUCAAAUUCAGGUACCCGCUCCCCACCUCCCCAAAGGUCAGCAGUCAUCUGU
Staurois parvus is the source of this 346-nucleotide messenger RNA. The record is from the annotation of a GenBank genome assembly. NCBI's taxonomy places the organism in Eukaryota, Metazoa, Chordata, Amphibia, Anura, Ranidae.